This is a messenger RNA of Erigeron canadensis, 929 nucleotides long. RefSeq lists its product as uncharacterized. Lineage: Eukaryota; Viridiplantae; Streptophyta; Magnoliopsida; Asterales; Asteraceae. The coding region runs from base 196 to 657 and encodes 153 amino acids. The record is from RefSeq and is a predicted model, not a curated record. The transcript has a single exon.
UACAUAAUUCAGAUACCAGAAAAUUCCGACGAUAUAGGAAAUCAGAUUUAUAUAAACCUUCCGUAUAUAUAUAUCUAUCUCUAACUAUAUUUCCUUUAUUAUAUCUACUACUAAUAAUAACAUCAUUUAACCUACAAACGGUUUAUCGUUUUCUAUAACGAUCUUCCCAAAACUCAUCAUUACGACGUAAUCGUUAUGCCAAAACAACAGAUCGUCUUCCAUCAAUCUCCGAUGGAACGGCGGAGAUUCUUAUUAGAUCCAGACGAGUGUUCGUCGCGUAACAGCCACCGCUUAGCGGAGGUCGCCGGCGGUACUACGGCCGAAUGCGCCGCCGUUGUCUGCUGUUUCCCGUGCACCGUGGUUAAUUUCAUCGUUUUAGCGGUUUAUAAAGUUCCGGCGGGGUUAUGCCGGAAGGCGUUACGGAAGAAUAAAAGAAGAAUGCUUAUGAAGAAAGGAUUGUUGAUACAUAGUCCACGUGGCGGAGUUGGUGACGUCAGCGGUGGUGGUUAUAGGAUUGACGCUGCGACGACGGCGGUGGUUUCCGGAGAACGGUUUGUGAUGAAUUCCGGCGAUGAGUUUAUUGAAUUGGAGAAUGAAAUGUGGGAAAAGUUUUAUGGAACUGGGUUUUGGAGAAGCCUUUCUCAGCGAAUUGAUUGAUCAAAACGACACGCUAAUGGUGGUGCUUGUACUGUACAAGUUAAUGUGAAAACGGUGAAAGAAAAAUUUCGGAACCGUGAAAAACUGAUUUAACUGACCAUGUAAAAAAAAGUAGAAGAUUACAUAUUUACCCCUUGAGAUGUAUCACCACAUACAAAAUGUCGUUUUGGUUAAUCUUUGUAUGAGUGUGAACAAGGGGUAAGAUGCUAAAUUUUGGGUUAGUUUUCAUUGUUUUUGGUUUAAUUCCAAUACAAAAUGAGUUUCGGAUUUUA